AUGUGGCUCCGCUACGUAGAUGAUACCUUCGUAGUCAUAAAAAACUGCGAAGUUGAACGACUGCACCAGAGUCUUAACGGUGUCUUCCCCGCCAUACAAUUCACACGCAAAGAAGCAACAGAGGACAUCCUCCCUUUUCUUGACGUCAGUGUACAAAGAUUGAGUGAUGGCAAUCUCGCGACCAGCGUCCACAGAAAAGACUCCAGUGCCGAAAUCAUCCUCAACUACGGGAGCAAUCAUCCUGCGGCCCACAAAAAAGCUGUGUUCGAACUCUUUUUCACCGCCCUUUUCGGUAUUGUAGCAGUCAGUAUCUACUCAAGAGAGAACUAGCCUACUUAUACCAAUUAUUCUGAUCUAACGGAUAUCCGAUCAGCUUCGUGAAAAACUGCCUCAGACGUCAGAGACAACCACAAGAUCAGAGUUCAAGUGGAGAAGUGGCACAGAGGAAAUAUUAUUCCCUGCCCUACAUGUGAGGAAUUUCUGAAGCGAUGGCCCGACAACUAAACAGGUUUGGCAUCUGCAUUGCCCACAAGCCGGCGUCCUCCUUACGCGCAGCGCUAUCCCGGGCAAAGGAUCCCAUACCCAAAGAACAACAAAGUAACGUCAUUUACCGUAUACCUUGAGCUAACUGCCGUUGCGUUUAUAUUGGUCACACGGGUCGACAACUUGGGACUCGCAUUAAUGAACACAAGUUAGCUAUCCGCCGACGCGACCCCUUAUCUCUCGUGUUUGCACACGCUCUUGAUUGUGACCACCGUUUCAAUUGGGACGGUACCGAAGUGGUCGCCAUAGCUAACACCAAACAUGCACGGAAAUUCCUCAAAGCUUGGCACUCCGGUGCAGAUAGCAUUAACCGCCAUGUUGACCUAGAUGUCCAAUACGAGGGUCUCUGAUCACGGUGGACUGACUGGCGCCCACCAUAAGAACAACAGCAGCUAAUGCGUGCCCGGACAUGCAUGAUCUCGCCGACACGCCAUUCCUACCUCCCUGCCCUACUCCCCCCUCCCCCCCCCCAACACGGUGAACCACAACUGGGACACACAACAUCUAACCUCACCUCCUGCACCCAUCACAACACGAUGCACACCUCCCCCUCACAAGGUCGUCUGCUUACCUCUUGUCUGUGUCCUCAACCAGCAGUGUGACAAUACCACCUCUCAAUUUUCAUUUUGUCUGACGACGGGUUGGUGCAACCAGCUCGAAAAUUCACGAGUAAAACUCUAAUUCCGACGGACUUCCUACUUUCAUAUAUAUAUAUAUAUAUAUAUAUUGAAGAAGAUGAUAAGGCGAUCUCUGGAGAUGAUGAUCUAUUCAUCUGACGUUUCACACUCAUACUCGAGCGCAUCAUCGGAGAUAGGAAAUUUGAGAAAAUUACACUGUUUUAAUAGGUCCGUCCCGCUCGCGCCUGAUAGGGCCAUCAAUUUCUAUCCUGAUUUGGCCUCCGCUUGUGCGUAGGUGGUGUUUGGCGGUCUCGUAUGGGGCUGGUAGGUCGACGCAGCGGUUUAUGGAGUUGGCGUCUGUUUGCCAGCCCUCGAUUAUUUCUCGCGCUAGUCUGUUUUCCGCUCGGCCGAGCACUUGGGCGCCGUCAAAGUCAAACCGAUGGUCAUUUUCCAGACCUACGCACCAGGGGAGGCCCAAUCAGGAUUGAAAUUGAUGGCCCUAUCAGGCGCGAGCGGGACGAACCUAUUUAAACCGUGUAAUUUUCUCAUAUUUCCUAUCUCCGAUGAUGCGCUCGAGUAUGACUGUGAAACGUCAGAUGAAUAAAUCAUCAUCCCUAGAGCUCGCCUUACCAUCUUCAAUUUAAACACCUGGGGUCAGCAUUUUCGCCUACAUCCAUAUAUAUAUAUAUAAUUUGAAAUCAAAUAGAUCUUUGGGAAAGAGAGAAAAAUUUUUUUGAAUAAAUUUUCGAUGUCAGUUCACCGUGUCGUCGUCAGAAAAGGGUAAAUGUGCAGAAAACAAUAAAAAUUUCACAGGUGCUAAACCUUUGUAUUUGAAUACACUAUGGUCCAUGAAUUCGCCCUCUCUUCUUCUUCGUCUUCUUCGGGAGAUGAUGAACGCGUUACAAUGUCUGGACCUCGAAUCUUUACGCAUGUCGAUGUAUACUAUGGGCGCACAGCCCUUCGCUCAGCACGAAGUUGGGAGACCUUAGCGAAGCGAGAGUCCUUCACCUACAGUAGAUGUGCUAACUCAUGAAAUGUCAACCAAAGUUUCGAAAUGCGUUCUCUUUUCGAAAAGAUAAAUUAAGUAGUGUUGUAAAACUUAUCAUGAUGCAGCAUAAAUUUAUAAUGAUCGAGUUACCUCAGGGUGUCUGCCUUCGAAAGAACUUACUUUCGGCUGCAUGCAAGAUGUGUACUCUGCAAAAAAUGACUACUUAAGUAGUAUUCAAUUUUCUCAUUGAUUUUCGAUGCCCUUAGAAAUUCAAUUAUAUUUCAUGGAAAACAUGCAUAAAAAAUAUACAUUCUUUUAUUUAUUCGGUAGAAAAUCACGUCUUCUUCCAAUUUCAUACUCAAAAGAAGAGCAUAAUUUGGUUUUAAAAACGUUUCUAAUUGUGAGAUUUUUUAAUACCGUUAAAUGGCCGUUCAUGAAACGUCAUGUAUCUGCAUUUACGAAUGUGGCUUGUAAAGUUAACAAUAUUACUCGACCGGAGGCCACCAUCCACCGCUUAAUCAUGCAGCCUAAGUAUCGGUUACCACCUGCAGACACGUUAGGCGUCAUUUACCGCGUCAAAUGUCUGGACUGUCUGGCCAACUACUGUGGCAUGACCGACAAUCGCCUAAGAACGCGCAUGCAUGAGCACACUUUGGCCGUAAGGCGAAAGGACGUACGAUCGUAUGUCGCCAUGCACUGUCUGGAAAAUGCAGUUACAACACAGAAGACGCACAGCCGGUGGACUUCAUCGCUGCACUAGAAGCGACACUCUCAAAAACGGAUACCACGGAAGUCUCAAGGAACGCGAUUCGCCAACGAGUCGCGUCCCUCAUCAUAUCCCACAGUUAAAGGCCAUCAGGGAACUAAAGAGGGACGAAGAAAUUGUCAUUGUUCCAGUACACAAAUGGCGGGCGACCGUAGUGCUAGGCAAGUCGGAGUACGUUGCAAAAGCGCAGCAGCUAUUAAAUGACAACCAAUCGUAUAAAAUCAUCGAUUCCGACUUCAGUAAAGGACUGGUAGGCAAAAUCAACAAGAGCGUGAACCAGAUGAGGAAAGAAAAGGCCAUAUCCGAAAAGGAUUGGAGAAAAAUAAAACCGCAAGAUGCUGCCUUAGCACGCUUUUAUGGUUUGCCAAAAAUCCACAUGCCAAAUAUUCCCCUAAGGCCCAUUGUGGCGAUGGAAGGUACGCCUACAUACGGACUGGCUAACUGGCUUGCCAAGCAUUUGAAGAACUUGACGGACGGCUCAUAACACACAGCCGUAUCUUUAACACACUUUCUGGAAAAAUUCAAAGGAGUUAUAAUAGCCCCCGACGAGGUAAUAGUAUCCUUUGACGUUGUCUAUCUAUUCACCUCCAUCCCAAAAGAAUUGGUCAUGAAAGUCAUCAAUGACAUACUGGAUAAAGAACAACGAAGAGAGGAACCCGUUUAUGAGGAAGCACCUGAUGGAAUUAUUAGACUACUGCCUACGCACGUACUUCACUUUUAAUGGUAAAAUUUAAAAGCAAAUCCAGGGAACCCCAAUGGGAUCCCCGAUUUCCGACUAUCUGGCUGAGGUGGUUAUGCAGGAACUAGAAGCUCGAGACUUUCAGUCCUACAAGUCGAGGUUCUGGAUGCGCUACGGAGACGACACCUUUGUCAUCUUGCGCCGAGACGCAAAUGACAACUUUAAAAGGGAGUUGGACUCCAUCUUCCCACAAAUUCAAUUUACCAUGAAGGAAGAAAAUAACGGAGUGCCGACUCGAAUGUCGGCCAUCAAGCAAUGAUCACCCCAAGUGUGACAAUCCCGGAUGAAGGGGGAAGCCGUGAACGUUCAUAGGCAGGCGGUAGCAUGGCUGCUGCAUCCUUAAAUACCGCAGCCCCUUGUGCAACAACCACCCGUUUCUGCUCUUUUGUCUCUGAUAAUGGAUUCGAAUAGGAAUCCGAAACGUCAGGCUAAUAAAGUUCUUGUCCCGGCGAUCGUGUCUCCUUCUUCAGGACUACUUACUGGGACUCGGCUCUUCGCUUCUAUUGACAGAGAAAAUUCUCUUCUACAAAAGCAACCACUCCCUGUCGCAUAAACGUAGCUGCGUCCGGGCGCUUUUUCACCGCAUCAACACACACUGCAGCCCAGAAGCCGAGAAGCUGCGGAAUCGUGAAACCCUAUUGCACCUCUUCCUUGCCAAUGGAUAUCCACCCAAUUUUGUGAACAAAUGCUUAUACCAAAGACAUACGAGUGCCGACCGUGAGAAUACGCAAAGACCUGAAAUCUUCCGCGUGCUGCCUUACGGGAGAAACGUCUCCGAAGCCACUGAGCGCCUGCUAAGGCCCCUAAGCGUGGGUGUUGGACACCGACCGGAGACCACCAUCCACCGCUUACUCAUGCAACCCAAGGGCCGGCUACCACCUGCAAACACGUCAGGCGUCAUUUACCGCGUCAAAUGUCUAGACUGUCUGGCCAACUACUGCGGCAUGACGGACACACGACUGCGCACACGCGUGCAUGAGCACCCCUCAGCGAUUCGAAUCGGUCUUCAUGCGGCUCCUUUUGCAUGGGUGACUCGAGCCUGAGACUACACUGAAGCGUUAAGCGUCGCCGAUUGGAAGGCUGCUGGUUGACGUCCCAACUUACUCCAUGCAGUCCAUCCAGUUGUAUGUGUACGUAUAAUGGCGGACUGAUGGACUGAGAGUUGGGCUGAAUCAGCUCAUUUGUUUAUUGCCCUGAGCUUUCAUACUCGUCCAUCGUCAGAGGUAGUAGCAGCAGCAGAACAAGCAACAGUUAUAAGGCAUGUAGACCAAUCAUCGACCGACGGCAGAAGACUGGAGGUGACUACGCAGGGCACUGUACGCCUGCGUCAGAUCGAUAAAUCAAUUGACCGAGUUCUAAUCCGAGGCCCAGGCUUCAAUUAAUUCUCGACCUGUUUUGUUUCCGGCGUGGGCGACUUUUCCGGUGACUUCGAAGUUAAACUCGUGACCCAUUUCGUAGGUGUGUGCAGUUCCCUCUACGGCACUCCCACGCAUGUGAGAGAUACGUUGCCCUACCCUCGUUGUGUGAAAUUGCGGUGUUUGUGUUUGGGUGACCAGGUCGUUCACGUGGUGUGGCGCAGACACGGUCACUAGACCAUGUCAUUCACCGGGACAAUUCACCGCACCUGUCAAAUGACCGCCUCGGACGGUGCAUGGGGCUUGAGAAUGGAAAGGGAGAGUGAGGUCGACGACUCAGUGCAUUCGUCUCGCUACAAACAAUCUGACAUGCUGUCAAGGUACGCUAAAAGCCGUGGCUUGGAAGGCUGCCAGCUAAAGAGUUGACUUGGACCACUCAGUCGGGAUGCGAGCUGGCGUGGGAGGCAGUCCUAGAUGCGGCUUCGGCCAUGCCAGCCUCCAUUGUUUGUGCUGUAGUUGGUCAAAAUCCUGGUCAUAUGCUGUGCGGACCAGGGGGUGCGGAGUGGAGCACCAAAAUCGUGCCAUCCACCUGCGCCCUCCUACGUCUCCGCAUCCAAGACCAUCAACUGGCAGUUAAGAGGUGAGAACACUUGUCUCAAAUCGUCAUGCGCGCUCUUGAUUCUGGACACACUUUCACAUGGGACAAAGCUUGCUUCAUCGGAGUCUGCCCACAUAAAAAGGCCGACAUUUUCUUGAAGACAUACACUCCGAUGAGUCAUGCAUCAACGGGCAUAUCGAGUUAGAUACCACGUACAAAAAUCACAAGGAAAAAAUGAAGACGAAAACCGAUCAAUAGAGAAUGACGCACAAGACAGACGCUUACUGGCUAAAGCACCAAAUGUUUAUUGGUUUUGGAGAACGUUUGAAAAGUUAAUGGAUUUUUGCACAUUUACUUGAAACAAAACACGGAUUGUCGGUGUCUGUCCUUUCAAGAAAGAGCGAGAGUUCCCUUGGGCCAUGCACUCGGAUGAAUCGUGCAUCAACCGUCAUAUAGUGUUGGAGGCUGCUGAAAAAGUCUAAAGGAGAAAUGGAAGAGACGAGAGACAAACGGAGUAGAAUGACGCAGAAUGCGGCCGCUCACGGGCGUAAACACCAAUGAUUAUCGAUUUUUCGAGUGCAAUGCCAGAUGUUAACUGUAGUCGGCAUAUUUACUCCCAGUUUGCGUCUGAAGACGACCUGGGAAACCGGCGUCGAACAUUUACCAAAUAAAGUUCUUUUUUCCAAAACAACACCUUCGAAUUUAAAUUAAGUUUCUUGAAAUGCCUAUCUCCCUAUAUAUAUAUAUAUAUAUAUAUAUAUAUAAUGUUAGGGGGCGCUCACCGAUCGUUCAUACGGAACUCACUCGUUCCGUUGUGCCUUAAGGGCUCUCUUUUGAGCCCAACCAGCAGCCGCGCAGCGGCCCAUUAUAUAUAGGCAGAAUGAUAUCACCGACAAAGACAAGGGAGACUGGAGACUAGAGGCGUUGACUUCUAAACCAGCAGGUCGCGAGUUCGAGGCUCGGGUGUUCCACACUUCGGGCAUGGGUAUGGCUGGCUGACGACAGUUAAUAAGCCAGAAAUGGCCAUUCCAGUCUCCCUUGUCUUUUAUGGUAAUAUCAUUCUGCCUAUAUAUCAUGCGCCGCUGCGCGGCUGCUGGUUGGUCCCGAGAGAGAGCCCUUAAGACACAACGGAACGAGUGAGUUCCGUAUGAACGAUCGGUGAGCGCCCCCUAACAUUGUAUAUUCCCGAUCGAAAACCGACAGGACAACGGGCUCGUGGCCCGGUGAUUAGAGUCGUUGACUACUAAACCAACAGGUAGCGAGUUCGAGGCUCGGGUGUUCCACAUUUCGGGCUUGGGUAUGGCUGGCUGACGACGGCCAAUAAGCCAGAAAUGGCCAUUCCGGUCUCCCUUGUCUUUGUCGGUAAUAUCAUUCUGCCUAUAUAUAUAUUUAUAUCCCGAAGAAGACGAAGAAGAAGAGAUGGCGAAUUCAUGGACCAUAUUGUAUUCGAACUGACACUUCGGAUACUUCCUCGUAAUUAAUGUACUUGCCGGUCUUGACUUGUUCAAUCUUGCCGCUUGCCUCGUAUUAAUGCCGUGCUCGACGUACGAAAUUUGACCUGCCUGUUUGCUGCUGACUAGCGUAGACCUCCCCGGGGCUGACCGCUGACAGGCCUGCGUGACCUUUGUUCCCUUUGGGGUCGGCGCAAUUGUGGUCAAAUCAACGUGCCUCUUGGCCUCCCCCACGUCAGCCGGUGGACUGAUCGGUCGUUGCUGUUCAGGUGAGCAGCAUUCAGCUUCGCGGGCGCAUCGGUGAGACAAUGUUCGGCUUCGGUCACAUGACCUCUGGCCCCCAAUUCCGCUCUUUUCCGUGAGCGUUGACUCUCGGUCCCGCAUGCUCGCUUGCCUUACUGGUCCUGUCCGGACUGAUCCGAGCCUCGUACGAAGCGCCUGGUAGGCGGGAUGUAGAUCUAUAGCUCGAUUGACUGUACCAGUCGAGGACUAACUUUCGAGCACCAUUCUGGCCAUCUUCUCAUUGGCUCUACCAAUUACCCUCACUUUCUCAAAGGCAAAAUCGUGGUUCAGUUCUCGUAUGUGACCAUAGACCAAAGACAGCUUGUCCUUGCGAUUGAUUGCAAGUUGGUGUUCGUGAAAUCUUGUGCCGAGGCGUUUGCCCGUUUCACCAACAUACCUUGCAUUGCAAUUUAGGCAUGGUAUGCUGUAGACCACCGCCGACUGUUCUGUUGUUGGUAGCGGGUCUUUGGGCUUCAUGAUUUGCUGUCUGAUGGUGCAUUCUGGAUUAUGAGCCACGCCAAUCCCAAAAGGUUUCAGGAUUAUUGCCGUUGCCUCUGAUACGUUCUUCACAUAGGGUAUUGAGAGCCAGAACUUGGGCUUUUCUCCACUCGACAGCUCACAAUGAGGCUGUUUGAGGCAAUUGCAUAUGAAGGACUUCGGGUAGCCGUUGGCUUUAAAAAGGGCCUGUAAGUAAUUCAUCUCCUCCUUCCUCCCACUGUCGUCGAUACAGUGUGUUUGAACACGUUGAAAGAGAGUUCUGACACAACUGCGUUUAUGACCAACAGGGUGGUUGCUUCGGAAGUGGAGGAUGCGCCUGGUAUUUGUUGCCUUACGGUAAACCGUUGUCCUUAUCUUCCCGUCUGUCAAUCUCGUAACUUUUACGUCCAGGAAGGGCAACUGAUUGUUGACUUCCUCUUCCAUAGUAAACUGAAUGUCGGGAAAUUGGUAAUUGGUAGAGCCAAUGAGAAGAUGGCCAGAAUGGUGCUCGAAAGUUAGUCCUCGACUGGUACAGUCAAUCGAGCUAUAGAUCUACAUCCCGCCUACCAGGCGCUUCGUACGAGGCUCGGAUCAGUCCGGACAGGACCAGUAAGGCAAGCGAGCAUGCGGGACCGAGAGUCAACGCUCACGGAAAAGAGCGGAAUUGGGGGCCAGAGGUCAUGUGACCGAAGCCGAACAUUGUCUCACCGAUGCGCCCGCGAAGCUGAAUGCUGCUCACCUGAACAGCAACGACCGAUCAGUCCACCGGCUGACGUGGGGGAGGCCAAGAGGCACGUUGAUUUGACCACAAUUGCGCCGACCCCAAAGGGAACAAAGGUCACGCAGGCCUGUCAGCGGUCAGCCCCGGGGAGGUCUACGCUAGUCAGCAGCAAACAGGCAGGUCAAAUUUCGUACGUCGAGCACGGCAUUAAUACGAGGCAAGCGGCAAGACUGAACAACUCAAGACCGCAAAGUGCAACAAUUACGCUAAUCUGAUGAUGGAAACGAGGAAGUUUCCGAAACGUCAGUUCGAAAACAACAUGGUCCAUGAAUUUGCCCUUUCUUCUUCUUCGUCUUCUUCGGGAGAUGAUAAACGCGAUAUAUAUAUAUAUAUAUAUAUAUAUAUUGGAUGGAGCCGACAAAGACAAGUGAGACCGGACUGGCCAUUUGUGGCAUAUUAGCUGUCAUCAGCCAGUCAUACCCAACCCCAAGUGUGGAUCACUUGAGAUUCGAACCCGGGAUCCUUGGUCAUGUAGUUUGAGCUCUACCAUUGAGCCACGGGUCCGUUGUCAUGUCGGUUGUGAUCGGCAAUAUCAAUUAUGACAGUGGGCGCCCGCGGACCAGGUGUCGGAUCGUGCUCGUUCCGUUGUGCCUUGGGGCUCAUACCAGGACCGUCGCAGGCAGUCGCACAUCGACUAGUAGUAGACAGAGAUGAGAUGGAGCCGACAAAUUCAAGGGAGAGCCUGUUCCGUAACCUGAUCGGCGAGCGUCCACUGUCAUAAUUGACAUUCCCGAUCACAACCGACAGGACAACGGGCCCGUGGCUCAAUGGUGGAGCUCAAACUCCAUGACCAAAGAUCCCGGUUUCGAAUCUCAAGUGAUCCACACUUGGGGUUGGGUAUGACUGGCUGAUGACGGCUAAUAAGCCAGAAAUGGCCAUUCCGGUCUCCCUUGUCUUUGUCGGCUCCAUCUUAUCUAUGUAUACUACUAGUCGCUGUACGACUGCCUGCGAGGGUCCUAUUAUGAGCCCCAAGGCACAACGGAACGAGCACGUUCCGUAAACUGGUCGGCGAGCGCCCACUGUCAUAAUAUAUAUAUAUAUAUUCACGCAGGAAUGGGCGCACACCUAUUCAUUGGCUUCCAGAUGCAAACAAGCCUCGUAUGGGCGAUAGGGGCACGAACAGGCAACCACGUACCAGGCCGAAGUUGGCCAAGAUAUGUUCGUGAUCCCUAUCGCCCAUGCGAAGCUUGUUUGCUUCGGGAAGUCAAUGGAUCGGUGUGCGCCCAUUCCUGAGUGAACAAAUACCCGAUCUGCAGCGACAGAGAAUGGCAGGUGGCGAGGCACUGAUGAACUUCGGUUCGAUGAAGUGCUUAUGACCCAUCUGGUAGGCCUCAGUGCUGGACCGACUGCGCCAGGUGCGUCUGUGCGCAUGUUUGUGUUUCUGGUCUCAGCUGCUGGUGGUCAGGGUUAUGAUUGGCUGAAUGAAGGCAGAAUAAGCCCGAAAUAGUGCUGUAUCAAUCUACCCGCAUUCUCUGUCGUCCCUUCUCGCUGCUAUUAUGACUUGGCCGACUUCGGCCUGGUAAUUGGUUGCCUGUUCGUGACCUUUGCCACACAUACGGAGCUUGUUUGCUUUGUGAAGCCAAUAGAUCGGUGUGCGCCCACUCCUGAUUGAUAAACACCCGAUCUGCAGCGACAAAGAAUGACAGGUGGCGAGGCACUGAUGAACUUCGGUUCGAUGAAGUGCUUAUGACCCAUCUGGUAGACAAUAGUGGUGGACCAGCUGCGCCAGGUGGGUCUGAGCGCAUGUUUGUGAUUCCGGUACCAGCUGGUGUUCAGCGUUUUGAUUGGCUGAAUGAAAGCAAAUGAGCCCGAAACAGUGCUGUAUUAAUCUACCCCCCGCAACCUCUGCAGUCUCCUCUCUGAUAUAUAUAUAUAUAUAUAUAUAUAUAUAUAUAUAUAUAUAUAUAUAUAUAUAUAUAUAAGAAAGGUGAAGUACUUUGGGAAACGGGAAAAUUUUAUUGUGAAUUUUCGAGACUGGUUCCCCAGCUCGUCUUCAGACAAGGGGCGUGCAGAAACAAUUAACUUCCAGACUGAGUCUGGCAAAAGGAUUCCAUGAUUGGUUAAGGUCGUCAUCUCGGGAUUGGUUGACGCAGUUUGAAUCUGUCCUUAACGAUUUUGUAUGUGGCAUCUAAAUCGAUAUGCCGGUUGAUGCAUGCCUCAUCUGAGUGCAUUGCCUCCAGGAAUUCGCGGCCUUUCCUUGUUUGGCUGGCGCCAACAAUGCGAGUGUUUUCCCAUGCGAAUUUAUGCCCAGUGUCCAGUGUGUGCAUGGCCACCUGGGAUAGAUGGUCGCGUCUCUUCACCGCUAACUGAUGCUCAUGUAGACGGGUUGAGACAGAUUUCCCAGUUUGGCCACAAUAAACGGCAUCACAACUAGAACAUGGCAUUUUAUAGACAACACCUUUUCUUUCCAGAUAGCCAACCCUGUCCUUAGGGUGUACAAGCUGUGUGCGUAAGGUAGUUGUCGGCUGGUGUGCUACGUGUAUCUGGUACUUUUUCAAUUGUCUUUCGACUAAUUCAGAUACAUUCUUGACGUAUGGGAGAGUUCGCCAUGUGGUUAGUUUUGGUGCCUGAGCGGCCGCAGCAUUGGAAAUCCCUUUUUCCUUGAGUUGCUGGUGCCUCAUGCAUUGACGUAUAAAGUCAUGCGGGUACCCAUUUUGGGAGAACAGUUUGUAGAGGUAUUUCAUUUCUGCUCUAUAACUUGUUUCAUCAGAGCAGUCAGUUUUGGCUCGAUUCAGAAAGCUGUAGACUGUACUCCGUUUGUGAGAGACAGGGUGGUUACUCUCAAAGUGUAGGAUGACAUCUGAAUACGCCUCUUUGCGAUAAACUGAUGUCUGAAGUGAUCCAUCGGUUUUUAGACGUACAAGGACAUCCAGGAAUGGGAGUUGUCCAUCGACCUCUGUUUCGAAAGUAAAUGUAAUUCCUGGAAAUACCGAGUUAAUAUUGGUAUGGAGCAGAUUCAACUGAUCUUUCUUGACGAUGACGAAAUUGUCAAUUUGCAAGAUAUAUGGUCUUCCCGAAAUUCAUAAAACUGAUAUUCCUCUGCGACCGAUAGUCUCCCUAAUAGAUGCACCCAACUAUAAGAUCUCGAAGUGGCUAUUCCACCAACUACAUCCACUUACGAAGAACUCCGAAAACUACAUUCAGGAUCCAAAAGCGUUUCUAGACAAAUUAAACGGUGUCAACAUUACAUGUGACGAGAUUAUGGUGUCAUUCCAUGUGGUCUCGCUCUUCACUUCGAUUCCACUAGAUUUAGCGAAAAGCUGCACCGAAGAACUCCUUCAAACAUAUACUUCUGAGGUGCCUCCAGAGGCUUUACUUCAACUCCUUGAUCUCUGUCUAGAGACAAAUUUUUCCUUCUCCAAUCAAUGCUACCGGCAACUAAAAGGGGCUCCCAUGGGCUCACCAAUAUCCGGUUUCCUGGCAGAAGCAUUACUGCAGAAAUUAGAGAGCAUAGCCCUUCCCACAGUCAACCCAAAACUUUGACUGCGAUACGUAGAUGACACUUUUGUCAUCGUCAAGAAAGAUCAGUUGAAUCUGCUCCAUACCAAUAUUAACUCGGUAUUUCCAGGAAUUACAUUUACUUUCGAAACAGAGGUCGAUGGACAACUCCCAUUCCUGGAUGUCCUUGUACGUCUAAAAACCGAUGGAUCACUUCAGACAUCAGUUUAUCGCAAAGAGGCGUAUUCAGAUGUCAUCCUACACUUUGAGAGUAACCACCCUGUCUCUCACAAACGGAGUACAGUCUACAGCCUUCUGAAUCGAGCCAAAACUGACUGCUCUGAUGAAACAAGUUAUAGAGCAGAAAUGAAAUACCUCUACAAACUGUUCUCCCAAAAUGGGUACGCGCAUGACUUUAUACGUCAAUGCAUGAGGCACCAGCAACUCAAGGAAAAAGGGAUUUCCAAUGCUGCGGCCGCUCAGGCACCAAAACUAACCACAUGGCGAACUCUCCCAUACGUCAAGAAUGUAUCUGAAUUAGUCGAAAGACAAUUGAAAAAGUACCAGAUACACGUAGCACACCAGCCGACAACUACCUCACGCACACAGCUUGUACACCCUAAGGACAGGGUUGGCUAUCUGGAAAGAAAAGGUGUUGUCUAUAAAAUCCCAUGUUCUAGUUGUGAUGCCGUUUAUUGUGGCCAAACUGGGAAAUCUGUCUCAACCCGUCUACAUGAGCAUCAGUUAGCGGUGAAGAGACGCGACCAUCUAUCCCAGGUGGCCAUGCACACACUGGACACUGGGCAUAAAUUCGCAUGGGAAAACACUCGCAUUGUUGGCGCCAGCCAAACAAGGAAAGGCCGCGAAUUCCUGGAGGCAAUGCACUCAGAUGAGGCAUGCAUCAACCGGCAUAUCGAUUUAGAUGCCACAUACAAAAUCGUUAAGGACAGAUUCAAACUGCGUCAACCAAUCCCGAGAUGACGACCUUAACCAAUCAUGGAAUCCUUUUGCCAGACUCAGUCUGGAAGUUAAUUGUUUCUGCACGCCCCUUGUCUGAAGACGAGCUGGGGAACCAGUCUCGAAAAUUCACAAUAAAAUUUUCCCGUUUCCCAAAGAACGUCACUUUUCUUAUUAUAUUUCUUGGGAUGCCGGUUUUUCAAUAUAUAUAUAUAUAUAUAUAUAUAUAUAUAUAUAUAUAUAUAUAUAUAUAUAUAUAUAUAUAUAUGCCGAAACCAGCUUCCAUUGGACUUGUUUGAAUCUCUGAACGAAAGCAUCACCUGUGUCUCACAACUCGAACGACAUUAAAAGCGGAGUAUUUUAGACAAGAUUGGACGACCAUUUCUCAGAAAGCUGAUGCAAGCCAGAAGUGCCCAGCGAAGGUCGUAAACCUAUCCUCGAGACUUCUUUCACCAUCAGAAGGGAAUGUGCUUUCUAAAGGGAUGAAUUGCAAUCUUUCUGAUUCAAAUUUCUUGGACUUCCUCGCAAGCUUGUAAUCCAUCAUAGCAACGGCAGACCUCACCGAAGACGAAAAAUUUACAAUCCGAAACACGACAGUAAACGCCCUGAAAGACCGAAGUCAGUUUACCGUACUAUCACGUGAAGAACAGAAAGCCUUAAGAGCCCUAAGAACUGACAAAAAUAUUAUCGUUCUCCCGGCUGACAAAGGUGGCUAUGUUGCGAUUUUAAACAAACCAGACUACAAUGCAAAGAUGCUAUCAUUAUUAGAAGAUGGAUCAACUUAUAAACCACUUCCAGCGGAUCCUACCAAAGCACAGAUCUCGUCUAUUGACAAAGUGUUGAAGCGCCUCACUGGGAAAAAACAACUGUCGGGAGAAAUUGCUAAGUUCCUGAAACAAACUGAGCCCACAAUUGCUAGGAUCUAUGGACUACCUAAAGUCCACAAAGCUGAAGUGCCUUUACGACCGAUUGUAUCGUUAAUCGGGGCACCCAACUACAAAAUUUCAAAGUGGCUCUUCCGCAAACUUCAUCCACUUACGAGGAAUUGUGAAACGUCGAUUGAGAACUCUACGGAGUUUCUAAAGAAAUUAAAAGGAAUCACAGUUUCCUCCGACGAGAUAAUGGUCUCCUUCGAUGUCGUCUCCCUUUUCAGUCCAUACCGUUGGAUCUGGCAAAACAAUACACAGAGGACCUCCUGAAGUCCUGUGACACGGAUGUUCCCGCUAUUGCCUUACUCGAACUCUUAGACCUGUGUAUGGAAACCAAUUUUUCGUUCGACCAACAGUACUACAAACAACUGAAAGGAGCCCCGAUGGGAUCACCUAUCUCUGGCUUCCUCACCGAGAUCACAAUGCAGAAACUAGAGACCAUGGCUCUUCCGUCAGUUAACCCUAAAUUGUGGCUGCGGUACGUGGACGACACAUUUGUGAUCGUUAGAAAGGAUCAACUAGAAACGCUCCACAAAACCAUCAACUCAACAAUGCCGUGGAUUAAAUUCACACUCGAGAAAGAAGUUGACAAUAAACUCCCAUUUUUGGAUGUUCUCGUGCAGCGGAAGACCGACGGGACAUUGCGCACAUCGGUGUACCGCAAAGAAACCUAUGCGGAAGUCAUUCUACACUACGAGAGCAACCACCCCAUUUCCCACAAACGGAGUACGGUCAACUGCCUGCUUAAUCGAGCAAAAACACACUGCUCGGACGAAGAAGACUACCGAGCCGAACUAAGCUACUUGUGUGAAUUAUUUUCCCGAAAUGGGUACCCAAAGGACUUUGUGCGUCGAUGCAUGAGACAGAAAGAGUCAAAGGAAAGGGAACAAAGAAUUCCCAGUCAGGCACCCAAGCCAAAUGCAUGGCGAACCCUCCCUUACAUCAAAAACGUUUCUGAACUCGUGGAAAGGCACCUAAAGAGGCACCAAACUCUGGUGGCACACAGACCAACGACUACACUACGUACUCAGGUAGUACACCCUAAGGAUAGGGUCGGCUAUUUGGAUAGAAAGGAAGUCAUCUACAAGAUCCCAUGUGAGGCCUGUGAUGCAGUUUAUUGUAGUCAAACAGGAAAAUGUGCCUCUACACGCAUUCACGAACACCAACUUGCAGUAAAGAGGCGAGACCACCUGUCUCAAGUAGCCAUGUAUACCCUGGACACAGGGCAUACGUUUGCUUGGGAUAGAACACGGAUUGUCGGUGCCUGCCCCUUCAAGAAAGGCCGACAGUUCCUUGAGGCCAUGCACUCGGAUGAAUCGUGCAUCAACCGUCAUAUCGAGUUGGACGCCGCGUACAAAAGUCUCAAGGAGAAGUGGAAGAGGCGAGAACCAAUCGGGACGGAUUGACGCAAAUAGCGGCCGCUCACGGGCGCAAACGCGAACGACUAUCGAUUUUUUGCGUGCACUGCCAGAUGUUAACUGUUGCCGGCACAUUUACUCUCAGUCUGCGUCUGACGACGACGACCUGGGGAACCAGCGUCGAAAAUUCACGCAAUAAAGUGCCUUUUCCCAAAGAACGCCUCUGCCUUCAACUUAUUUUUCUUGGGAUGCCUACCUUCCAAUACACACACAUAUAUAUAUAUAUAUAUAUAUUACGUAGGCAGCCCGCUAAGAGUGCAACAGACGAAACGCAGACAUUAGUUUCACGGUCGUUACCGAUCGUCAGUACGUCACAGACCUUACGAAGUGAGGUAAACAAGCAUGUCAUGUGGGCGUUAGACUCUCACUGUUGUGGUUAGGAUCUCACUCGAUCCCGUUGUGGCGGUGGAAGUGGAGGAGGAAGAUGAGCGGGAGGGGAAAGAGGAGGAGGAGGAUGGUGGUGGCGAUUAA
This is a messenger RNA of Spirometra erinaceieuropaei, 15810 nucleotides long. Lineage: Eukaryota; Metazoa; Platyhelminthes; Cestoda; Diphyllobothriidea; Diphyllobothriidae. The record is from the annotation of a GenBank genome assembly.